Messenger RNA from Aspergillus thermomutatus, 264 nucleotides. RefSeq lists its product as uncharacterized. The coding region runs from base 1 to 264 and encodes 87 amino acids. NCBI's taxonomy places the organism in Eukaryota, Fungi, Ascomycota, Eurotiomycetes, Eurotiales, Aspergillaceae. The record is from RefSeq and is a predicted model, not a curated record. The transcript has a single exon.
AUGAGCCUAAAAGGCGCAUCCUUGGGCAAUAGAGCCAUCCAGAAGAUCAGGAGAGUCUUUGCUAGGUUUGGUGUUCGUGGCCGUAUGUUAGAUGUUGUGGAACAGACGCUUCAUGAUGUCCUUGACAAAGAGCCUCCAUCUCCUGAUACCUGGCCGGAUGGGUUACCGCUGCAGUUCCCGAUCCCAAGUCCGUGGGGCCCGUCGGUGUUCUUCAUACCACAAACGAGAAUCACCCUCGCCAAGCGACCGAAGACACUCAUCUGA